CUUGGACCCCGUCAACAACGGUCUCAUUUAUCUUCUUCAUUCUCAAACUGUCCUCACUCGAUACCCAGCAUCUCGCAAACAUUCAUUCGCAAGAGGUAUUGUCGCAACGUCAAUUGUGCCUGUUCGUUUCCAUUCUGAAAGAAAAGUGACCAGAAAAUUGCUUCUCUCUUCACACCUUCAUACCUUCUCCCCUCUCUCGAUCUCUUCUCUGCCACCAACAUCGCAUUUCUGCAUACCUCCACAUAAUCACCUCCUCACACACUCACACCCUCUCUCUCCACCUCAACACAUACCAGUCGACAGUCGAUUCUCAUCCAACGGUACCACCCUUCUCUUCCUCUCGUCUUCAUCUUUAUUUGCUUAUCCCCUUGGCACUCAGCCUUAACAGAGGACUGACCCCAUCCCUUUCAUAUCGCCCGCUAUAGCAGAUAAUCCUCUCUGCUCAUGUCCAACCCAAGUGACACACCCUUGGGCGAUGGCGACCCAAGGCAGCCAGGAAUCCUGCGCAACCCUUCCCUGCAGCCAUCUAGCCAGCACCCAGGACAACACCCUCGUCCUCAAGAAACUGUCGUGUCUGGUCUCAAUAAUGAGAAACAACAAGUCGAUGACGACGACACCGACGAAGAUAACGAUUCCGAGAACGGUUCCGAGAACGGCACCUACGAGGAUGCUAUCAGCGGUCGUUGGGGUGAAGGUCCCUCGCGCGUGAACGUCGUCGGAGCCGAAAAGGACUUUAAAAGCCUUGAGCGCAAACUGACGAGACGAUCGUCACUCUACCGUGUUACCACUGGCGAGAAAACCCAGGAUGAUGGCGGUGACUUUGAUUUAACAGAGUACCUUAAGAACAUUGUGCCCCAAGCACAGGCCGCCGGAAUCAAAGGUCGUAACCUCGGUGUGGCCUGGGAGAACCUCGAGGUCUUAGGUGAGGGUGUCGGAGCGCAGCAUAUCGCCGUGUUUGCGGAUCCAUUUAUCGGUCUUGCGAAUCUGGUUAACCCAUUCUUCUGGGCCAAGAAAUGCUUUUCCCGUGGACAGAAGCGACCAAAGGUCAUCACCAAGACGAUUCUUCAUCCCAUGAACGGAUUUUGUCGUGAUGGUGAGAUGAUCUUGGUCCUGGGUCGCCCUGGAGCCGGAUGCUCGACCCUCCUGCGUGUACUCGCCAACGAGCGCAAGAACUACAAGCAGAUCACGGGUGAUGUCACCUAUGGCCCUUUCACUGCUGAGGAGAUUGCAGUGCACCAUCGUGGCGAGGUCUUGUACAACCAAGAAGAUGACUUCCACUAUCCAACCCUGACGGUGCGCCAGACCCUGGAGAUGGCUCUUAAAACCAAGACACCCUCGAAGCGUUUGCAGGACCACCGCAAGGACUUUGUCAGCGAGUUCCUCAGCGUCCUCACAAAGAUGUAUGGUCUCACGAAGCAGGUUGAUACCGUCGUCGGAAAUGCCUUUAUCCGUGGUAUUUCCGGAGGAGAGCGCAAGCGUCUUUCGAUCGCUGAGCAGAUGGCCACUCGCUCAGCUGUCAACAUGUGGGACGGUUCCACUCGCGGUCUCGAUGCCUCCUCGGCUCUUGAUUAUGUUAAAUCACUGCGUGUUCAGACCAACCUGCUCAACAAGGCAACCGUCGUCACCAUCUACCAGGCUUCUGAGAACAUCUAUGACCUGUUCGACAAGACCUUACUGCUUUACGAGGGUCGCUGCAUCUUCUUUGGUCCAGCAAAUGAGGCGCGCCAGUAUUUCAUCGAUCUUGGAUUUGAAUGUCCCGCUCGUCAAACCACAGCGGAUUUCCUCACUGCUAUCACGGAUCCUCAUGAGCGCAAACCUCGCUCUGGCUUCUCUGGCCGUGUUCCUCGCUCCUCCAAGGAAUUUGAGGAUGUGUACAAGGCCUCGCGCUACUAUGAACUGGAGGAGCAGCAGCGUAUCGAGUAUCGGGGCCAGGUCCAAGAGGUCAACCCUGUCGAUGAUUUCAAGGAGGCGACAAAGCAGACGAAGCAGAAGCACGUUUCGGUCCAGGACCCUUACACGAUCAACUUUGUGGCUCAGGUCAAGGCCCUGACUGUGCGCCAGUUCCAGCUCACAAAGGGAGACAUGACCUCCGUCGUCUCCCGUUAUGCCUCCAAUGUGAUCAAAGCUAUCAUUGUCGGAAGUGUCUUCUUCCUGUUGCCCAUGUCUGCCAACGGUGCCUUCACUCGUGGAGGUGUCUUAUUCUUCUCCCUGCUCUUCAACGCCCUGAUCUCUCAAGCUGAAUUGCCAAUGGCUAUGCAAGGUCGUCCGAUCUUGUACAAGCACAAAGGAUUCGCCAUGUACCGCCCUGCUGCCUUUGCGAUCUCACAGAUCUGUGUCGAUAUUCCCCUGGUUAUUAUGCAGAUUCUUCUGUUCUCUGUCGUGCUUUAUUUUAUGUCAGGGCUGCAAAGGACUUUUGUCAAAUGGCUAUUAUUCUGUAUCAUUCUAUUCCUCUGUGCUCUCUGCAUGACCGCAUUCUUCAGAAUGUGGGCAGCAGUCUCGGCCACCUUCGAUGCUGCAUCGCGUAACUCUGGUCUGAUUCUCUUGGCCUUGAUCUUGUAUUCCGGAUACAUGAUUCCGUACCAGUCCAUGCAUCCAUGGUUCAUCUGGAUCUUCUGGAUUAAUCCGCUCGCAUAUGCAUUCAAAGCCCUGAUAUCGAACGAGAUGACGGGAUUGACGUUUGACUGCGCCGGUCCAGCCAUGAUUCCUCGUGGUCCCUCCUACACUGACAUCAACUAUCAGGUCUGCACCCUCGCUGGGUCCAAGCCCGGUACCACCCUAGUCGAUGGAUCCGAUUACCUAUAUGCCGCAUAUCGUUACAAGACAUCCGAAAUGGGACUCGAUAUCUUGGCCGUUAUUCUCUUCUGGCUGUUCUUUGUCUUCGUCACAUGCUAUGCGCUCGAGAAAAUCGAGUUCGGCAAGGGUGGUUUCAGUACCAAUGUCUACAAGAAGGGCACCCAUCUGGCAGAGCCCCAUCCUGAGGACGAAGAGACCCUUCACAACGCCUCGGGAUCCACUGUCAACAGCGUUGCCGUUGCACCCAAGGCUAACGUCCAGAGCGAUAAGGGUGACUCAACUAUUGAGAUCGCGGAUAUGGCCAAGGGAUCCGUUUUUGCCUGGGAGAACCUUAACUACAUUGUUCCUUACAAGUUCGAUCCUUCGGGCCAGAAGCAGUUGUUGACCGACAUUGCGGGUCUUGUCAAGCCUGGAACCAUGACCGCUCUGAUGGGAUCCUCCGGUGCCGGAAAGACGACUCUUCUGGAUGUCCUCGCUCAGCGCAAGAACGUCGGAACCGUUUCCGGAACUGUCGAGGUCGAUGGCGAGCCUCUUCGUCGUGAUUUCCAGCGGACGACCGGAUACUGUGAACAGCUCGAUGUCCAUGUCCCCGAGACUACUGUCCGUGAAGCCCUCCAGUUCUCUGCUUACCUUCGUCAGCCCGCUAAUGUUUCUGAGGCCGAGAAGGAUGCGUACGUUGAAGAGAUUAUUAAGAUUCUUGAGAUGGAAAACAUUGCGGACGCUGUCAUUGGUACCACUGAGUCUGGUUUUGGUAUCUCGGUCGAGGAGCGCAAGCGUUUGACAAUCGGUGUCGAGCUCGUGGCCAAACCCAAGUUGCUGUUCCUGGACGAACCCACCUCUGGUCUGGAUGCUCAGGCGUCGUACAACAUCAUGCGUUUCAUGCGCAAGUUGACGGAUCAGGGUCAAGCUAUCCUGUGCACUAUCCAUCAGCCCUCUUCCCAGUUGUUUGCGUUCUUUGACGACCUGCUUCUGCUCGCCAAGGGUGGAAGGACCGUCUAUUUCGGUGACCUCGGCCCAGACUCUUCUAUGUUGAUCAGCUACUUCGAGAGGAACGGUGCACCCAAAUGCGCUCCCCAUGCCAACCCUGCCGAGUAUAUCCUGGAUGUUGUCAACGCCCGCCAUUCUGGACUCGAAUGGCCCCAGAUAUGGGAUGCCUCGCCUGAGCGGAGGGAGCUCUCGUCUGCCAUCCAGGCCACACGCAAGCAUCCACACGAUGCCAGUGGCUCUGGUUCGCAUCACCAGCGCCAGCAUGAUGAUGCGCUGGAGUACGCCUCAGGUACCAAGUUACAGCUCAAAUAUGUCUUCAAGCGCAUGUCCCGCACCUACUGGCGACUACCUCAGUAUAAUUUCGGCCGUAUCUUCAUGAUGAUCAUCUUUGCGCUCCUCAAUGGAUUCUCGUUCUACCGACUGGGCGGAUCCAAGGUCGAUCUCCAAUCCCGUGUGUUCGUCGUUUUCCAGAUCAUGGUCAUGGCUGCCUUGCUUGUCAACAUGGCCCAACCCCGGUUCCAUACGGAGCGUCAAUGGUUCUACCGCGAGCUCGCUGGAAAGUACUACGGAUGGAUGCCCUUUGCAGCGUCGAUCGUCCUGAUCGAGAUUCCCUAUGUGAUCCUGGCGGGAACCGUCUUCUUCCUGGUCUUUUACUGGACAGUCGGAUUCGUGUCGAGCUCGAUCCUGACGUUCUUCACCUGGUUAAUGUUGAUCGUCUUCUGUUUGUUCGCGGUCACGCUGGGUCAGGCUAUUGCGGCGCUCACGCCUUCGACGACGGUGGCAGCGCUGCUGAACCCGUUUAUCUUUUCGUCACUGAACUUGUUCUGCGGUGUCAUGAUGCCAAAGGCCUCGAUGCCUAAGUUCUGGUCCUCGUGGAUGUAUUGGCUUGACCCGUACCACUAUGUGAUCGAAGCCUUGGUUACUGUUCAGCUGCACGACGUCCGCGUUAGAUGCGAAGGGGAUGAAUUCUCGGUGUUCAACACGCCCGCGGGCCAGACAUGUGGGCAAUACGCGGCCUCGUUCAUGCAGGCUGCGACGGGAUACAUCAACAAUCCGAACGAUACCUCGAACUGCCAGUACUGCGAGUAUUCGUACGGCCAGGACUUUUACCAAGGCCUAAGCAUGGACUUUGCGUAUCGCUGGAGGAACCUGGGUAUCAUGUGCAUCUACUUGGUGUUUAAUAUCAUCAUAGUCGUGGUUGGUAUCCGCUACCUCAAGUGGAACAAGAGGUAAACGCGCGAUCCAACGCGUCUCUAUUUUUUUUAUUUUUUAUAUUCGAGGCCUUUUAUUUUUAGAUAGCCCCACGUAAUCUCCAUAAAGCAAUAAAAGCUUUUUUAUGUUUCUUUAAA
Molecule: messenger RNA, 5129 nt
Organism: Gamsiella multidivaricata
Lineage: Eukaryota; Fungi; Mortierellomycota; Mortierellomycetes; Mortierellales; Mortierellaceae
Product: ABC-2 type transporter-domain-containing protein
Exons: 7
Coding region: 445-5013 (1522 amino acids)
Biological process (GO): transmembrane transport
Cellular component (GO): membrane
Molecular function (GO): ABC-type transporter activity; ATP binding; ATP hydrolysis activity
Source: RefSeq, a predicted model, not a curated record